AUGCCUAGCUUUAACCCAUUUAGAGACGAUGAUUCAGAGUCGCCAAUUAGAAGACCUGCUGAAGCUUAUACCCCUCGAGCUUCCCCAAGACACUCACCAUCGAAGGCUGCUCUGAAAUAUUCCCCUGCUAAACAUCUUCUGCCUUCUAAUCAAUCCGGUUCAUUUUUGAAUUCAAGUGACAUGGCGAAGAACUUUGUCAAUGACGCUGAAGAUCAAACUGCCCGAAAGAGAUUUACUUUGCAUGAAUCGCCCAAAAGGCAGAGACCUGUUUCUGCCUUGAUACAUGAUGCUGCCAUUAAUAGUGACAUGAACAGCCUUGAUGAUAAUUCAAUUGCGGACGAAGAUGAUAUUUUCAGCCAUUACAGCUCUAACAUUUUUAACAGUCCAUCCAAGAAGAGAUCUGGCCGAUCGGAUGACUUUGUAAAAUCUAUCGGCUCCGACAGGACAGCUUUGGAAAGAGCCAAGCCAAUCUUCUCUGCUUCCACAUAUGCUGCUGCAAAUUCCGACGUGGAUAAUCCAUUUACGGACGUUCCAAGCCUAUCGGCUAGCCGAAGAAACUUAUCCAGGGGCUCCAGAUCCACGUUACAUGAAUCUGUAGACUUGACCAAGAAAGAAACAAUGGAGUCCUCUUACUUAGAUACCCAAUCCACUCUAAAUGAUGAAUAUGACCUCGAUUCAGACAACAAUGAGAGUAAAACCAAGAAGGAUCAGACUUUUCAGUCCAGUUUGGACGGUCAUUUCUUCAAUCAGGUGUCCGGGGACUUCCAACCACGUCGAUACGGGGCUACACAGAAGAUAUUCCGUUCUAGGAAUGGUAACUUGAUUCUCGAUAAUCCAGUUCCUUCAAUCCUACACAGUUUUCUACCUGCGAAAGGUCAAGAUGAAUUUGAUUAUAUGAAGUAUUCUGCAGUGACGUCAGAUCCUAAUGAUUUCAUUAAUGAUGGCUUUACUUUGAGGACAAAUGAGUUAGGAAGAGAGACGGAGAUAGUGAUCUGCAUUACCAUGUUCAACGAAAAUGAAUCAUCAUUAACUAGAACAUUGCAUGCUGUUUUCAAAAACAUUGCAUAUUUGUCCAAGAGAAAGAAUAGUAACACCUGGGGUCCGAAUGCCUGGAAAAAGGUAGUGGUCCUGAUAGUGGCUGAUGGCAGGAAUAAGAUCAAUCCCGGCGUUUUGCAAGUGUUGGCCGCUAUGGGAAUAUAUCAAGAAGGUAUCGCGAAAUCUUUUGUUAACCAGAAGGAGGUCCAGGCCCAUCUAUUCGAAUACACAACUCAAGUGUCCAUUGAUGAAAACCUUAAAUUUGUCGGUCAUGAAACAGGACUUGUUCCUGUCCAGGUUGUGUUUUGCUUGAAAGAAAAAAACGCCAAGAAGAUCAACUCUCAUCGCUGGCUCUUCAAUGCUAUAUGCCCGAUCCUUCAGCCAAACGUCUGUGUGCUAUUGGAUGUUGGUACAAGACCUCACGAACAAGCAGUCUACAAUCUGUGGAAGGCAUUUGAUGUGGAUUCCAAUGUAGGAGGUGCUGCUGGUGAGAUCAUUGCCAUGAAAGGUAAGUAUUGGCGGAGACUCAUCAAUCCCCUUGUUGCAUCUCAGAAUUUCGAAUACAAAAUGUCAAAUAUUUUGGACAAACCAUGCGAAUCUGCAUUUGGUUACAUCAGUGUUUUGCCCGGUGCGCUUUCCGCAUACAGGUGGUCAGCAUUGAAGUAUGAUGAAGAAGGAAACGGCCCUCUUCAAAAGUAUUUUGAUGGUGAGAAGAGUGACGAGGCAAUUGGAAGAGAUAUCUUUAGCGCUAACAUGUAUUUAGCGGAAGAUAGAAUUCUUGCAUGGGAACUUGUGUCUCGUAAAAAUGCCAAAUGGGUCUUAAAAUAUGUCAAAAGUGCUAAGGGAGAGACAGAUGUUCCGGAAACAUUAUCGGAGUUUAUCUCACAGAGAAGACGGUGGCUUAACGGUGCAUUCUUUGCUGCAUUGUACUCGCAGCUCCAUUUUUACAACAUCUGGUACACGGAUCACUCAUUUCUCAGAAAGCUGUUUUUCCAUAUAGAAAUUAUCUAUAUGGCUUUAACACUUUUUGUCAACUUCUUUUCUGUCGCCAACUUCUACAUCUCGUUUUAUUAUUUGGCCGGAGCCCUCAUCACUAUUGCUGGUACUGGUGGAGAGGUUUGCUUCCAGGUGAUGAAUUAUCUCUGUAUUUGCACUCUCUUGGCUGUACUUGUCAUUUCUAUGGGUAACAGACCUCAAGGUGCGCCUAAGUUGUUCAUAACUGCCGUGAUAAUAUUAACUAUCUGUGGUGGCUAUGCCAUUGUCUCGGGUUUCUACUUUUUGGGUAUGAUGAUUUAUGAAAAAGAGCUGGGAGCAUCGAAUGGCUCAAGUUUCGACUCCAUUUGUAUCUCCUUAGCAUCUACGUAUGGACUUUACAUCAUCACAUCGUUCAUUUACUUGGAUCCUUGGCAUAUUUUGACCUCCUCUAUUCAAUAUUUCUUGAUGCUACCGGCAUACACAUGCCUUCUUCAGAUAUAUGCUUACUGUAACACUCAUGAUGUCACCUGGGGUACUAAGGGCGAUAACAUACCUCCAUCAACUCUUGGUAAGGCGACUAUCGAACGUGAUGAGAAGGGUCAGGAAGUGAUCAAAUUGGAAAUUAUCGGUGAACAAAGAGAUAUCGAUUCGAUGUAUUCUGAAAAUCUUUAUAAAUUGAAGGAGAGGAGGAAACAGCCUGAAGAAAUGAGAGAGGGUUCCCCUGUUAAACAGAAAAUUAGUGCCACCGAUUACUACAGAGACAUUCGUUCGAGAGUGGUGCUCUUUUGGGUCAUCAUGAAUGUCAUCUUAGUGAUGACUAUCAAACAGAUAUGGUCUGCUGAUUCUAUUCAGGACAAUAAGUAUCUGUCCUUCCUUCUUUGGACGGUUUUCGGUUUUAGUCUUUUCCGUUUUCUUGGCUCCUUAUCUUACCUACUUCAUUUGUGCAUUCGAAAAAUUGUUGUUACCAAGAACAAAUUGGAUAUUCACAGAAGGGGUAAGAGCGAUGCUGUCGAUAUGGUUAUGGCCCCAAACUAG
This is a messenger RNA of Brettanomyces nanus, 3045 nucleotides long. RefSeq lists its product as uncharacterized. The record is from RefSeq and is a predicted model, not a curated record. Gene Ontology annotation, molecular function: chitin synthase activity. The transcript has a single exon. Gene Ontology annotation, cellular component: cell periphery; cell septum. Lineage: Eukaryota; Fungi; Ascomycota; Pichiomycetes; Pichiales; Pichiaceae. Bases 1 to 3045 code for a protein of 1014 amino acids.